AUGGUAGUUAAAGAAGAGGAAGAAAGUGAGGGCAGUAGUUCUAGAGAAAGGAAGAAGAGGAAGAAGAUGAUAAGACUAGAAGAGUCCUUACGAUAUGAAGCGCCAUCGGAAACAUGUGAGGUCAAAGUCGAAGUUGUUGAAGAAGAACAGCCGAAUGAAGAAGAAGAUGUGGAGUUGCGGAGGCAAAAGAAAAGGGAAAGAAAACUGAAAAGACGUCAAGAAAGAGCCAAACUAGAAUUGGAGAAUGCUGUAAUGGAAACAAAACAAGAAGAAGAUAGUGAGGAUGGGAAAGUCGAGGCACCAGUAAGUAAGGAGAGUAGAAAGAAAAAGAAGCGCCCUAUGGAAGAUGAAGGUGAUUCUUUCGUUACUGAAGAGUUAGAAGUUGAAGAAGGAAGGAAGAAGAAAAAGAAGAGCAAGAAAAAUAGACAGGCGUCAGAGGAGUAA
Molecule: messenger RNA, 444 nt
Organism: Haemonchus placei
Lineage: Eukaryota; Metazoa; Nematoda; Chromadorea; Rhabditida; Trichostrongylidae
Source: the annotation of a GenBank genome assembly